Messenger RNA from Chaetomium fimeti, 1661 nucleotides. Its product is annotated as glycosyl hydrolase family 76-domain-containing protein. The coding region runs from base 183 to 1661 and encodes 492 amino acids. NCBI's taxonomy places the organism in Eukaryota, Fungi, Ascomycota, Sordariomycetes, Sordariales, Chaetomiaceae. The transcript is spliced from 3 exons. Gene Ontology annotation, molecular function: mannan endo-1,6-alpha-mannosidase activity. The record is from RefSeq and is a predicted model, not a curated record. Gene Ontology annotation, biological process: fungal-type cell wall biogenesis; carbohydrate catabolic process.
AGUUGAUCUAUGUGCCAAGGCGCUAGAAAACGGGCGGUUAAGAUUGCCUGAAUCCUCUUUUAGAAGUCUGAUCAUCACGAGCAUUGAACAAAAAGCCGGGGAACCGUUAACCGAAAAAAUGGCUUCUUUCCUUUUACGCUCAUUCUACACAGGAGGUUGACAUCAUAGUCGCUGUGAUCGAUAUGUACAAAGCGGCGCUCCCCCUGCUGCUCAGCGGCGCCGGCUUCGUGUCGGCUACCCUGCAAGUCGAUUUCGAAUCCACGGCUUCCAUCAAAGCCGCCGCUAAAGAUGUGGCUUUUGACGUCAUGUCGUAUUACAAGGGCAACCAGUCCGGAGAAAUUCCCGGCAUUUUUGGCUUGCCAUCGCCGACGGACGAUCCACACCAGUAUUGGUCGACCGGCGCAAGGCUGUGGUCAACCAUGCUAGACUACUGGCGCUAUACGGGCGAUGAUACUUACAACUCAGUAGCAAUGGAGGGCCUUGUACACCAGAUUGACCCAGGCCAGGAAUACCCCUUUAUGUCCCCCAACUGGACCGCUGCUAUGACCACCUCCGGCCACGGCUUCUGGGGCUUGUCGGCCAUGUCCGCCGCCGAGCUGGAGUUUCCCAACCCACCUGGAGGAGAACCGAGCUGGAUCGAGCUGGCUCAAAACGUGUUCCGAGCGCUAGAAGCGCGUUUCGCCAUGGAAACCAUGUGCGGUGGUGGCCUGCGUGCGCAGGUGCCGCUGGUAAACCAAGGCUACCAUCUCAAGAGCACGUUGGCCAACGCCGUCUUUCUCAACCUGGGCGCUCGCCUCGGCCGGUACACGGGAAACCAGACCUACGCUGAGUGGGCCGAUAAGACGUGGGACUGGCUCUCUUCCGUCGGACUCAUCGAGGAGUCCACCGAUUCCAUCGCCAUCCACAACUCCAUCCCGGUCAACAACUGCAGCCACGUCCGCAAGAACAACUGGACAAUCUUCACGGGUACCCUCCUCGAGGGCGCCGCCUAUAUGUACAACCAAACCACCGGCGACGCCCAAACCACCUGGCGCAGCCGCAUCCGAAAGAUGACCCGCCGCGCCCUCGCCACCGACUUCCCCGCCACGACAACCACGGGCGAGCUCGUCCUGGUCGAGCCCGGGUGCGAGGCGCCGUCGCCGUACACCUUCCCCUGCGACCCGCAGGAGCACUACGGCAAGGGCGCCUACCUGCGCGCGCUGGCCGGCACGGCGCAGCUGGCGCCCUUCACGCGCGGCGAGAUCGCGCGCCGCGUGCGGGAUUCCGCCGUCGCCGCGGUGAGGGUGUGCGAGGGUGGGUUGAGGGGCCGGGCGUGUUCGUUCGUGUGGAAUAUGGAUCCCGGGUGGGAGAACAGGGCGGCGGGGUCGGAUGAUCUGGGCAUUUAUGGGCCUGGGGCGCCGGCGGAGCAGAUGAAUGUGCUUUCGGUGCUGGUGGGGUUGUUGGUGGAUGAGCCGGCGGUGGGGGGGUUUGCGAGGGAUUUGACGGUGGGUCAAGGGGGGGAGGGUGGCGAUGGGGAGGGGGGUGAUGGGUCGCAGGGUGAUGGGGAUGGUUCUGGUAAUGGUGACGGAUCUCAGGGUAAUGGAGAUGGGGGGUCUGCGGGUACAACGAGGCGGGUUGCGGCCGGGUGGGUGGUGGCGGGUUUGGUUGCUGCCCUAUUGUAG